ACCGAGUGCCGUGUGCGACCCACCGAACAGCACGAAACUGUGUGAGUCUGUGGAGUGAGCCUGUGUGGAGUGAGCCUGUGGAGUGAACCUGUGUGGAGUGAGCCUGUGUGGAGUGAGCCUGUGUGGAGUGAGCCUGUGUGGAGUGAGUCUGUGGAGUGAGUCUGUGUUGGAGUGAGUCUGUGUUGGAGCAUACUCGUGUCGAAGCACCGGUGUCCGGUAAAGCCUGUCGCCGCUUGGAGGAGUCGGUCUGAGGGACAGACCGCCGCGAUGAACCGCACACCUGCCUCACUGGAGCACUACAAAGCCGCCAUGCUGCUGAGUGGCGCCGGGGAUGCUCUGGGAUACAGGAACCAGCUCUGGGAGUACAACGAGUCUGGACCAGCCAUCCACCAGAAGUUGCAGGAGCUUGGUGGGUUGAAGAACAUCAAGGCUGAGCUCCCAGACUGGCCUGUGAGCGAUGACACUGUUCUACAUCUGGCCACCGCUGAAGGUUUAGCAACUGGUAAAGUAGGAGAAGAGCUGCUGCACGAUGUGGCCGCUCGGUAUGUGGAGGGCAUGAAGGACAUGGACGGAAGGAAACCAGGACCUUCAAGCAUCCUUGGGGUAUCUCAGUUAAAGCCGGGGGAGGAAGGGGGCUACCGUGUGGCCUAUAACCCUGAUGGGACAGGCUGUGGAGCUGCUAUGAGAUCUAUGUGUAUUGGCUUACGGUAUCCCAAACCCGACCAGCUGUUAUCAUUGGUGGCGGUUGCCGUAGAGACAGGCAGAAUGACCCAUCCUCACCCCACAGGCUUCCUGGGCGCUGUUGCUGCUGCCCUGUUCACAGCAUACGCCGUCCAGAGACGACCAAUCACGACUUGGGGUCUAGGCCUGAUCAAUGAAGCCUGUCCAAUCGCAAAGAGCUUUGUUCUGGGCCGGGAGUUUGCUGUGGAAGAGACAGUGAAAGACUGGGACUACUUUAGUGAGAAGUGGCAGUGGUACCUAGAUCUGCGUGGACUGUCGAAUGGGGUGGGACCUGUAAUUUGGCCUGAUUCGUAUGGUCCUGCUGAGAGAGAUGAAGCCUACAAGAGCUUUAGUUUGAAAGGAUGGGCAGGACGCAGUGGUCACGAUGCGCCAAUGAUCGCAUAUGAUGCCUUACUGGGGGCAGGAGCAGACUGGGAGGAGCUUAUGAACAGGGCAGCUUUUCAUGGUGGUGACAGCGAUAGCACAGCUGUGAUUGCCUGCUGCUGUUGGGGCAUCCUAUAUGGCACAGAGGGGGUCCCUGAAGGAAAUUAUGCCAAUCUGGAGUACAGGGGCCGGCUGGAGAAAUGUGGGGAGCAGCUGUAUGCCUUGACACACUGACAGUCACACUAAGGAUUACACCAAACCACAAAAACUAAGCCAAAUGACAUAAGCAACCCCACAUCCCACUGACCCAGAUGAUGCUUGUGUCACUAGAGGUCCCUCUAGUGACCACUUACAAUACUACACAGGUAGUACUCCAAGAUAAUGAGAAUGUGUGGGAAAUUUCUGGAGGUUAAUUAUCUUGUUUUGCCAGACUAUAUAAUUAUAGCAAAUGUGGACAAAUGAGUGUUAACUAGUACCACAGACAAUUAACAAGUAAAAUAAACAAAUGUGUAGUUGAGU
Messenger RNA from Periophthalmus magnuspinnatus, 1623 nucleotides. RefSeq names its product ADP-ribosylarginine hydrolase (gene adprh). The record is from RefSeq and is a predicted model, not a curated record. Gene Ontology annotation, molecular function: magnesium ion binding; ADP-ribosylarginine-[protein] hydrolase activity. The transcript is spliced from 8 exons. Bases 268 to 1338 code for a protein of 356 amino acids. Gene Ontology annotation, biological process: protein de-ADP-ribosylation. Lineage: Eukaryota; Metazoa; Chordata; Actinopteri; Gobiiformes; Gobiidae.